AUGGCACCUGCAGCAGAAGUUCUUCCUAGCUUUGAGGCGACCCCCGCCCCUACCAAGGGUGCCAAGGUGGCUGCCCCUACCGCCCCCCAGUCUGACUCCUCCAUUGGCCCUCGUGCCCCACUCCAGGUGUCGGGCCUCCUCGACUCGCUCUACGAGUUUGACGAGCUCACGCCUGGUCUCGGCCGCACCUACCCCACUCUCCAGCUCAGCGAUCUGGUGCACCACGAGAAGGCAGAUGAGCUCAUUCGCGACCUCGCCAUCAUCAUCUCGCGCCGUGGUGUGGUCUUCUUCAAGAACCAGGACCUCUCUCCUGAAGACCAGAAGUUUGUCACGGACCGUCUGGGCCACCUGACUGGCAAGCCUGCUAGCUCGGGCCUUCACAUCCACCCUGUCUACAACGCCGAGCGCGAGGGCAAGGAUCAGAUUGUCGACGAGAAGGGCACUAGCAACAAGGACAAUGAGAUCAGUGUCAUCUCGAGCAACCUGCACCGCCAGCUGGAUGUCGGUCCUCGCUCGGGUGCUGACGAGUGGCACAGUGACAUUGCCUUUGAGCCCGUGCCGGCGGACUACACCUCUCUGAAGGUGCACACGCUGCCUCACACGGGCGGUGACACCCUCUGGGCCAACGGCUACGAGGUGUACGACCUGCUCUCGGCCCCCUUCAAGAAGCUCCUCGAGGGUCUCCGCGGCCACUUCUUCGGUUACGAGUUUGUCGACUCGGCCCUCCGUCACGGUUACAACCUUCACGCGGGCCCCCGUGGUGCGGCUGACAACGUUGGCCAGAGCCUUUCGACUGAGCACCCUCUUGUGCGUACCAACCCGGUCACCGGCUGGAAGUCGGUGUUCGGCAUUGGCCACCACUUUGACCGCGUGCUUGACGUGACGCGUGACGAGAGCGACAUGCUCAAGCGCUAUGUGCGUGACCUUGUCACGCAGAACCAUACUACUCAGCUGCGCUACCGCUGGGGCAAGAACGACCUUGCGAUCUGGGACAACCGUUCGACCUUCCACGCGGCUACGCCUGAUUACUUUGAACUUGGUGCUCGCUCUGGCGUGCGUGCUGUUUCGUGCGGUGAGCGCCCUUACUACGACCCCAACAGCUCCUCGCGUCGCGAGGACCUCAAGGGCAAACUUGUCUAA
Molecule: messenger RNA, 1140 nt
Organism: Malassezia japonica
Lineage: Eukaryota; Fungi; Basidiomycota; Malasseziomycetes; Malasseziales; Malasseziaceae
Exons: 1
Coding region: 1-1140 (379 amino acids)
Cellular component (GO): cytoplasm
Molecular function (GO): 2-oxoglutarate-dependent dioxygenase activity
Source: RefSeq, a predicted model, not a curated record